AUGGCAUCACCUAACUCUUCUAUUUCUCAUUCGUCAAUCCAAAUUUCAUCUUCAAAACCUGCCAUCAGUUCGACUUCAAAUUACACUUCGAAAUCCAUUAAAUUAUUAUUGAUAAAUGAUAGUGCAAAUUAUAAAGUUAUACCAAAUCAAAGUAAACGUGUCUCAGCGGUGUGUUGGAAGAGAAUGAAAAUGGUCUCUCCGGCUAAAAAGUUACAUGAUGAAGACGAAUUUAUAGCGAUUCCUGGUUUUGCAUCUUGCUUUAAAUGUUGGAAAACUUAUCGUUAUAUAAAUUCAAGUACUACUCACAUAUAUUCUCAUAAAUGUCCUAAAUUAUUAUCAUCAAAUCAAACAUCUCUUGAUCAGCAUUUUUUAUCAGAAUCAAGUCCUCGUAAAACUGAUCAACGCACAGUUUCUGUUACAAUAGCUAUUGCUCGAAGAAAAGAAGAAAAAAGUGCGACACAACGUUUUCUUAGUUCAGGUCGAGAAUUUGGUUCUGAUACAGUGAUAUCCUCAAAUGAUAUUAUUAGCUGUGAUCGAACAAUUAAAAAUGAAAUUAAGCGUUUAGCUGCUCAUGAAAGAUUAUUACUGAAGGAUCGUUUGGUAAAAGCUGUGAAACAUGGUGGCGUGUGCCCAGGUCCACCGUUACGGACUCCGUAA
This is a messenger RNA of Rotaria sp. Silwood2, 657 nucleotides long. Lineage: Eukaryota; Metazoa; Rotifera; Eurotatoria; Philodinida; Philodinidae. The record is from the annotation of a GenBank genome assembly.